Messenger RNA from Prorocentrum cordatum, 1002 nucleotides. NCBI's taxonomy places the organism in Eukaryota, Dinophyceae, Prorocentrales, Prorocentraceae. The record is from the annotation of a GenBank genome assembly.
AUGCAGGCCGGCAUGGCGCUGGCGCGGGCUCGCAUGCCGCCGCCGCAGGCUGCAGCGCGGCGUGCGCCGCGCAGCUUGCCGGGCGAGGCCAGUGCCCUGAAGGCCCCCUUGGCUCCCUGCCGAGGCCCGUGGCAGCCCCAGAGUGCCCACGGCCCACCUGCUGCUUCCGCGCUGCCGCUGUGCGGCCGCCGCUGUGCCGCGCGCGCGGCGGCGCGAGGGCCAGACGUCCCCGAGCGCGCCGCAAGCGCUGGAGGCGCGGCUGCGGGCGCGACCUACGUGAAGGUGUGGAUCGACAAGGUGCAGUGGGCCGGAGAGAGCGGCGCCGUCCUCUGCCUGCAGCAGGUGUACGGCGCAUCCCCCUGCCAGGAACUGCCAGGCACCGUGCACCUGCCGCUGGGCGCCGCGGAGGCCGACGACUUUCAGAGGGCCCUCUUCGGCCGCCUUGCCCCCGCUACGGGAGGCGACGACGCCCUGUGCGACGUGCGCGUGCACGGGUGCCCUGAGCCCUUCGCUGAGCUCGUCAUGAACGCGGAGGGGUGCGCGUUCCCGCACGACGCUCCAGAAAGUGGCCAAUUCUCUGCUGCGGACUUCCACGACCUGGGAGUGAAGCGGCACCGGUACGGGAUUGGCGAGGCCCUCGGCACGGCGCAUCGCCUGGAUGUGCCGGCGCUCGUGUGCACCUCUUACCUGCUGGAGGCGACGAGGGCCUGCCUGAGCAAGGCCAUGCUGGAGCUGGCGGUGCAGGGCGGCGCCGGGGAACGGCCAGCGCACGGGCCCGAUGACGCCUCGCUGAGGGCGCUUGAGCGGCAGCUGCAGAGCGUCCUGUCGCGCGGGCCAGAGGCCGGGUGUGGCAGCACACUGCGGGCAGCCAGCGCCUUCGCAUUAUACUGGGCGCUCCACCAGGGCAGGCUUGGCGACAGCAGCCCACAGCCGUUCACAGAGUUCUGCGCGCGGUACCUGCAGCUCGCUGGGGCGGCGGAUCCGCAGCAGCGGGAGCGCUGA